This is a messenger RNA of Thelazia callipaeda (thelaziosis nematode), 2475 nucleotides long. The record is from the annotation of a GenBank genome assembly. Lineage: Eukaryota; Metazoa; Nematoda; Chromadorea; Rhabditida; Thelaziidae.
AUGUUAAAUGGUGAAAAAGAAUCCGAUCGUACCGAUUUCUCGACCGGCAGUAGAGGUCGUAGUUAUCGAAAACAGUUCAAUGAUGAUCGACGUAUGUACAUUGCACAAAAUGAUGGGGAUGAACUGGAGCGACGACGUCGUGCUGAUUCAGACGAUGAUGAAAUGGUACGCAAAAGAAAGAGACAUGGAUCCGAUGCCAUGAAGGAUGAAAUCGUGUACAAAUUGACAGAUUUAUUGACUCAUGUUGGUGAAAAGAACAACUCCUCUCUAGAAUCCAAUUUGGAAAGUUUGACACAGAUACUGGAAACGGAUUUAGAAUCUUACAAGGAGCAUAUCAUUAAAGUUCUUCUUACUUGUAUAUGCAGCAUGCCGAACAAACUAACAGUUUAUUCGACUUUGGUCGGAUUACUGAAUGCCAAAAAAUACAAUUUCGGUGCAGAGCUUCUGGAUAGCCUUUUUACAAAAUUGAACGAGUCAAUGGAAGUUAAUGAUUUUGACUGUGCGCUGUAUCUUAUAACAUUCUUUGCCGAUUUGGUCAAUUGUCGUGUAAUUACACUGCAGUCAUUUGCAGAUUUUCUUGCUGACAUUGUCAGCUGUGCUACUGAAAAAGGAUUCCCACAAAUACGAAAUGACUGGUAUAUCUAUGCGUUUUUACAUUGUCUGCCAUGGAUUGGCCAGGAACUUGCCGAUAAACUUGAAGAUGAAUUAAAUACCAUGUUGAGUACGAUUGAAAAUUGUUUGCAUUUUCGAAACAAAGAUCAUGUAAAAAUAUUACAAGUUUGGUCGAAAUCCAUCCAUGAACAAGAAGAAUAUCUGGAUUGUUUGUGGGCGCAGAUUUCAAAACUACGGUCUGAUAAUUGGAAGGAAAAAUUCAUCACCCGUCACUAUGUUGCAUUCGAUGGCACAUUAACAGACGCCCUACAGCAUAGUUUACCAAGCUUUAAACCUCCAAUACAUACAACGGAAACUAUGUAUCCUCUCCCAAAAGUUGUGUUUCGAUUUUUUGAUUAUGCUGAUUGUCCGGAUGAUGGACCGCUGCUACCUGGUGCUCAUUCUAUUGAGCGAUUUCUAGUAGAGGAAGAAUUGUGUUGGAUUCUGGACAAAGAAAAAAAAAACAGGAAGAAAUGUGCAUCGAAAUUAUUGGAGUAUGACAAGCGCAUGCUUGUACCCAUAAAUUACGUCAUAUUAGAAGUGAUAUUUUCACAGUUGUUUCUUUUGCCCGAAGCACCAACUCGGCCAGUAUUUUAUGGAAGCUUAAUGAUCGAAUUAUGUAAAACCAAAAGUAUGCCUCAGGUGAUAGCUCAAGCUGCUGAGUUAUUUUAUCAACGAAUAGAUUCAAUGCAAAUUAUUUGUAUUGAUAGAUUAAUUGACUGGUUCAGCUAUCAUAUGUCAAAUUUUGAAUACCGUUGGUCAUGGUCGGAUUGGAAUGAUUGCAUUAAAUUGGAUUAUCUUGCCCCAAGGCAUAUGUUUGUUCGAGAGGUAAUAGAUAAAUGUAUGAGGCUCUCAUAUCAUCAAAGAAUGACUGAAGUUUUGCCUCCUACAUUUGCUAAAAUGAUACCAGAGAAGCCUACCAUAUGUUAUGAUUUGAAUGAUGAAGAACAUCCAGACCAUGAUUUUGCUGCAACUCUCGAAAAAGCAUUUCGUGAUAAAAUACCCGCAGAAGAAAUGAAUGAUCUCUUACGUGAUGCAACUGUAAACAAUAUGGAUAUAAGUUCAAAAAUGUCUAUUUUCCUCAAAGUGCUGCUAUUUUUAGCUCGAAAAACUUUCAGUCAUAACUUUGCGGCCCUUACAAGGUACUAUUUGACUUUGAAAGAGUUCAUUGGCAACAGAGAGGAUGUGCAACUUAAUAUACUGCGUUCGCUAUAUGAAACGUGGAAAUUUCAUAAACAGAUGAUUACGGUAUUAGUAACAAAAUUGCUGAAGAUGUCAAUAGUAGAUGCCAGUUCCGUUGUUGCUUGGGUGUUCAGUGAUGAGAUAAAGCCAGAAUUUGAACGGUUAUGGGUUUGGGAAGUGUUAAGUAGGGCUCUUGAGCAUGUUAGUGGUCAUGUACGUCGAAGCAAAGCAGCUUUAGUAAACAUGAAGCUGAGACGGAAAUGGAAAGGACAAAACCGUGACGAAGAUUUUGUUAUGGAAACGGAUGAACAAAGCAUGGUUCAUCUCAACGCGACUGAAGUGCCAGUUAAAGAAAAUGAAAUCGAAGUUCUAGACGAGUGCUUGAAGAAUCUACUACUGGACGUGCUGCAUAAAUUCACGGUUACAUUGACAGAACACAUUAUUAAUUGUGAAAAUAAUGGCACUAAUUUCGAAACUAGUUGGUAUCUCUAUGUUACUGGGCGCUUCAAAAACGUCUUUUUAAAGCAUUGGAACGAUUUGUUUUUAUUUCAAGAUGCACUCGAAAAAGAGCUUUUUAGAGAAGCGGAAAUCGAUAGUAAUGUUAUGGAACACUAUAAUCAGUUUAAGGCAAUUUUGUCGUAA